GGAUAGCAUACGUGCAACAACAUAUAUGCCAAUGGAUACCCAGUCAAGCAGACAGUUUAGCAUCAGCGAGGAUCCUUAAAAAGGCACAGCAUUCGCAAAGGCAGUUUCAGUACACUUUUAUUUGCAAACACGUCAAGAUCAACGGCAUAUUUUCUAUUUUCGCUAGUUUAGUGCUUGGUAAAAGUAAAAAUGAGCGAUUUCAGCAUCGACUACAUACUGCAUCGUGCUGGCGAAAGGUAUAUCGGCACAAAUGCUUCGAUUGGCAUUGUGGAGCGCAUCAAAUUGGAGGAGCAGCACCGGCGUCAACGUGGAGCUUACGACACAUAUCAAUCCGGCGUAGCCGUUGAGUUGGCCAACAUGGCCGCCGGUGUUGUGGACGCACACACGUUGGGCGCAUUCAAUCAUGAGCGUGUCGCGCAAAUGCCCAUGUUCGAUUGGUUGCAGUAUACGCGCUAUCAUCCGCCGCGUUUGCCACGCUCACUACGUCAACCGCCUGCCAAACGCACGCCCGGCCGUCUGCCACGCAUACCAUUCACACCCACACAACUGGAAGCACUGGAAAGCGCCUAUCGCGCAGCGAACUACUUGAGCGCGGAAGAAGCCAACCAGCUAGCCGCGUCGCUGGUGUUGACAAAUACGCGCGUCAAAAUUUGGUUUCAAAAUCGUCGCGCACGUGAGCGACGCGAAAAACGUGAGCGUGAUGAAAGUUAUGAAUCCACAAUCUCUUCCAACGCCUCUAGUCCGGAACCGCAACCCGAUGUUGUGCUAUAGUUAAGCGUUUCCAUUUACGAGUGCUUAGUAAAGUGGUUAAAGCUAAAAACGUAUAAAAGACACCUUCAGAAUACUAUUAUAUGUACCUCGAGAGAACUCUUCCAAAUUAUCUGGGAAAUGUUUUAUAAUGCUAUGAAAAAAUUAAGGAAUAAUAUAUUACAUUGUGGUUGUGAUUAUUAAUAAGAAUUGAAAA
This is a messenger RNA of Zeugodacus cucurbitae (melon fly), 964 nucleotides long. Its product is annotated as homeobox protein MSH-D. Gene Ontology annotation, biological process: regulation of transcription by RNA polymerase II; embryonic morphogenesis. Bases 190 to 771 code for a protein of 193 amino acids. The transcript is spliced from 2 exons. Gene Ontology annotation, cellular component: nucleus. The record is from RefSeq and is a predicted model, not a curated record. Gene Ontology annotation, molecular function: RNA polymerase II transcription regulatory region sequence-specific DNA binding; DNA-binding transcription factor activity, RNA polymerase II-specific. Lineage: Eukaryota; Metazoa; Arthropoda; Insecta; Diptera; Tephritidae.